Messenger RNA from Ilex paraguariensis (yerba mate), 2313 nucleotides. Lineage: Eukaryota; Viridiplantae; Streptophyta; Magnoliopsida; Aquifoliales; Aquifoliaceae. The record is from the annotation of a GenBank genome assembly.
AUGGGGCGCUACUAUCUUUUCCUGGCUUUCUGUUUAUGGGCUCUGGCAUCCGCUUUACAUCCGGCAUCCUGUGAUGGGCUAGUAAGAAUUGGUUUGAAGAAACGGCCUUUGGAUCUUCAGAGUAUUAAGGGCGCCAAAGUUGCAAGAAUGGAAGGAAAAUAUGGAAAUGAAGCGAAAGGCAUGAACCAUAAUUUGGGUGAUUCUGAUGUGGACAUAGUUUCCCUGAAGAAUUAUUUGGAUGCUCAAUACUAUGGAGAGAUUGGUAUUGGCUCACCACCCCAGAAGUUCACUGUCAUAUUUGACACUGGCAGUUCCAAUCUUUGGGUUCCAUCAUCAAAAUGUUAUUUUUCUAUCGCUUGCUGGUUCCAUUCUAAGUACAAGGCAAGUCGGUCCAGUUCAUAUACCAAAAAUGGAAAAUCCUGUUCAAUUCAUUAUGGAUCUGGAUCUGUUUCUGGCUUCUUCAGUCAAGAUAAUGUUGAAGUUGGUGAUCUUGUAGUCAAAGAUCAGGUUUUCAUUGAGGCCACACGAGAAGGAAGUCUUGCAUUCGUUUUGGCACAGUUUGAUGGAAUAUUUGGGCUUGGGUUUCAGGAAAUUUCUGUUGGGGAUGCUGUGCCAGUCUGGUACAAUAUGGUGGAGCAAGGUCUUGUAAAUGAAGAGGUAUUCUCAUUUUGGCUUAAUCGGGAUCUGGAGGCAAAAGAGGGAGGUGAGCUUGUUUUUGGCGGUGUUGAUCCAAAACACUUCAAGGGAAAGCAUACCUACGUUCCUGUCACGCAAAAGGGUUACUGGCAGUUUGACAUGGGAGAUUUUCUUAUUGGGAACCAUUCAACAGGUAAUGUUCACAGCUUUUCAAACCUAGCAGUUAUUGGUUUUUCUGUUUUGGUGAUGUACAUGGAAGCCCUUGUUUCCCAGCAAAUCAUUCAAUAUUCACUCCUGACAGAAAAUGUGGGUUUUUGUGAGGGGGGUUGUGCUGCCAUUGUGGAUUCUGGAACAUCCUUGCUUGCUGGUCCAACUACUGUUAUCACUGAAAUCAACCAUGCCAUCGGGGCAGAAGGAGUAGUGAGCAUGGAAUGUAAAGAAAUUGUCACUCAAUAUGGGGAGAUGAUAUGGGAUCUGUUAGUAUCAGGGGUACAGCCUGGCAAAGUAUGCUCACAAAUAGGUCUAUGUAUCUACAAUGGAGCUCAGUAUGUGAGUUCUUAUAUCGAAACAGUAGUUGAAAAGGGGAAGGAGGAAAUUUCUGCUGUGGAAACUCCAAUGUGUACUGCAUGUGAAAUGGCUGUUGUAUGGAUGCAGAACCAGCUAAAACAAAAGGGAACAAAAGAAGCAGUUCUAAAUUAUGUGAAUCAGCUUUGUGAGAGCCUACCAAGUCCUAUGGGAGAGUCCGUGAUUGACUGCAAAAGCAUUGCAUCCAUGCCAAAUGUCACCUUUACCAUUGGGGAUAAAGCUUUCCACCUCACUUCAGAACAGUUUGACAUGGGAGAUUUUCUUAUUGGGAACCAUUCAACAGGUAAUGUUCACAGCUUUUCAAACCUAGCAGUUAUUGGUUUUUCUGUUUUGGUGAUGUACAUGGAAGCCCUUGUUUCCCAGCAAAUCAUUCAAUAUUCACUCCUGACAGAAAAUGUGGGUUUUUGUGAGGGGGGUUGUGCUGCCAUUGUGGAUUCUGGAACAUCCUUGCUUGCUGGUCCAACUACUGUUAUCACUGAAAUCAACCAUGCCAUUGGGGCAGAAGGAGUAGUGAGCAUGGAAUGUAAAGAAAUUGUCACUCAAUAUGGGGAGAUGAUAUGGGAUCUGUUAGUAUCAGGGGUACAGCCUGGCAAAGUAUGCUCACAAAUAGGUCUAUGUAUCUACAAUGGAGCUCAGUAUGUGAGUUCUUAUAUCGAAACAGUAGUUGAAAAGGGGAAGGAGGAAAUUUCUGCCGUGGAAACUCCAAUGUGUACUGCAUGUGAAAUGGCUGUUGUAUGGAUGCAGAACCAGCUAAAACAAAAGGGAACAAAAGAAGCAGUUCUAAAUUAUGUGAAUCAGCUUUGUGAGAGCCUACCAAGUCCUAUGGGAGAGUCCGUGAUUGACUGCAAAAGCAUUGCAUCCAUGCCAAAUGUCACCUUUACCAUUGGGGAUAAAGCUUUCCACCUCACUUCAGAACAGUAUAUUCUUAAGACUGGAGAAGGCAUUGCAACGAUCUGCCUCAGUGGGUUUAUGGCUUUGGAUGUACCACCUCCACGAGGUCCUUUGUGGAUCCUUGGAGAUGUCUUCAUGGGGGUGUAUCACACCGUAUUUGACUAUGGCAAUCUCCAACUGGGUUUUGCUGAGGCUGCUUAG